Molecule: messenger RNA, 843 nt
Organism: Symbiodinium sp. CCMP2456
Lineage: Eukaryota; Dinophyceae; Suessiales; Symbiodiniaceae
Source: the annotation of a GenBank genome assembly
GCGUCGAAGUCUGCGCACUUGCCGUUCCCAUCCGCGUGUCGAUCCAGGAGCACAUCCGUUGGAAGCUCGCGAGUGGAGAACCCCACAAGCGACAUGACGCCCGAAAAGAACCAGUACCCUUCCCUCCUCGACGUCUCUCGCAACUACAUGGAUCUUCCGCCCGGCACGGUGGCCAAGCUGCCUCAAGGUGUGCCGGGAUUGCCAGACAUCGAGUACCCCUCGACGUUGCAGCUCGACUUCGGUGAACCCGCUUUCAUCCCCACACCGAACACACAGGCAGGCACAGCCUCCUCCAGCUCUUGCCCAACCAGUCGAAUCGGGGCUCCUCCUGGGUUGGAGCCGAUGUUGGACGAGGGGCGACUUACCAACUCCUGUCCGGCGAGCAUAGUGGAGUUUCUCCCAGGCUUGGAGGACGAAGCCCUGCCUUUUGUCAUCCCGAAGAUGCAGGCAGUGGUACCGCCCCCUCCGGUCGCACCACCUGUCCUCCCAGGAUCGCUCCAAUUCGAGCCCAUGGAUCCCCCAGCCGAUUCCGUGGAACCCAGGGAACCCCUGGGGUUGCCCGCUUAUGUGGACUUCACGGGCAUGUGCGUGAGCCUGGGCUCAGCGGGCCAUGGCUUGGGCACCUGCAAGCCCUGCGCUUUCUUCCACACGAAAGGCUGCUCGAGUGGCAAGAAUUGUACUUUCUGCCACCUUUGCCCUCCGGGUGAGAAGAAGCGUCGAGCGAAGAUCAUUAAGAUGGCGGCCAAGCUCGGCACGCUGCAGGGUGCCGAGCAAGGCGAGCAGAGUCCUUUACCAGAGACUCUGCUCCCUGCGCAACUGUUUGAAGAAGCCCUCAAAGCCUAA